CAGAGAUGAAGACAGAGUGAGACCUCUCUGCGUUGCUCCUCUCUCUGAUCUCCAUGUGUCUGCAUGGCGCGGAUACUCCACUGCUUUUCAGCUACAUCUCUCAUCUACUGCGGGGCUGUGAGAAGGUUGUUUGCAGCUGACCUUCGGUGGCUCCAGUCUGUGAGAGGAAGAGUAGCAGCCGUCAAACAUUACACUUCAUCUUCUUCACACUCAGGGACAAGGUCCAUGAUGAAGAAGAAGCUGCUGGUGGAUGUAGACUGUGGGGUUGACGAUGCUCAGGCCAUCAUGUUGGCGCUGGCCGCCCCCAACGUGGAGCUCCUAGGCGUCACCUGCGUGCACGGAAACACCACAGUGGAGAACGUGUGCAAGAACGCACUGCGAGUUCUGCAAGCCUGCAAUAAACUGGAGAUUCCAGUCUUUAAAGGUGCAGCUAAGCCGAUCCUUGGGAACAGCCUCAGUGCGGGACACUUCCACGGGCAGGAUGGGCUGGGAGACACUCCCGACCCCAACGCUCCUGGUCUGGAGUUGGUUCAGAAGGAGGGCGCUGUAUCAGCCAUGAUCAGGAUUGUCAAUGAAAACCCAGGAGAGGUAUCUCUGGUUGCCACGGCACCCCUCACCAACCUGGCUCUGGCUGUGAGGAUGGAUCCAUCUCUACCGAGCAAACUCAGAGGGCUCUACAUCAUGGGAGGCAACACUGAAUCUCGAGGAAACACCACAGUGUGUGGUGAGUUCAACUUUGCUGCUGAUCCAGAAGCUGCUUACAUCGUACUGAACGACUACCAGUGUCCCACCUACUUGGCCUGCUGGGAGUUCACCUGCUACAGCAAGCUGUCCUGGGAGUUUUGCGACGCCUGGUUGGCACAGGACACCAAUAAAGCUCGCUUCAUGGCUCGGAUCUUCCGCCACAGCAUUGAGGUAUCGCAAAGCGAGCGCUUCGAGAAAGAGUUUGUCGCUGGCAUGGGUUUCAUUUCCUGUGACUCAUACGCCAUGGCAGCCGCCGUUGAUGAUUCAUUCAUCAUGGAGAGCGACCAAUAUCCAGUGAGUGUGGAGCUGACGGGCACACACACCAGAGGCAUGAUGGUAGUAGAUACUGUGGGCUUCUUGAAGAAGGCGCACAAGGCUUUUAUCAUGAAGAAGGUGGAUUUUAAGAAGUUUGAAGAGAUGAUGAUGGCUGCUUUACAGUAACGAGGCAUUAGUGACCAUCAUGUCCAAGAGUUCUGGCCCAGUUCUCAUCAGCUGUGCCUCUUAAGAAGUUUUGGUCUUACAACUCACAAUGAGCCAUCUCUCUGUUUGUGUUCUCAAUAAUGAGUCAACAUACUGUUUCUAACAAGUGGACUACUGUUCAACUAACUGUAACCUGUAACUGUCUGAAGCAGGAUAAAGCAGGACUGAAGACUAAUUUUGUUCAAAUGUAAUAUUGAUGCUAAUGAAGACUUAAUACUGUUUGUGUCUACUCAAUUGUAUGAUGUCACCAUCAUAAUUUUUUAAAUUUUUAUACUAGAAAUCUUUUAAUGACAGCCCCUAUAUUAAAUAUUAUAUUACAUAAAGUUUUUCAUAGCACAACACACACACUCAUCCAUUCAGAAAAAGCUCCAGCCAGUAACAGCUCAAGUUUUUUCAGUGUUACAUUUUUCUUUGGUGCAUUGUGCGUUCUUAAACAUUUGGUAGUUCUUUGUUACCCACUUUCUUGAGACGUGUCCUUUAAAUGAGGUUGUAAAGCUGCUCAUACACUGACCCACAGACCUUGUUGUGAGCAGUUUCAUAUAGGAACUGUUCCUUUUUGACAAACUACACUCAGACGAAAGGCUCAUGCUCGUGACAGUGCCAGAUGUAAACAUUAAUGGCGUCCUCCUUGGCUGAGCUGUGACGUUAGCUAGCUCAGUGGUGCUAGGUGAGCUGCACACUGAUACAGUUGGUGGGUGUAAUUCAAUAGAGAGAAAAUAGUUCCAACAUGAAACUGCUCACAGUAAGGUCUGUGCUCUAUGUUGAUUACCCAGGUCAGAAUAUACAUGAUUGUUUUUUUUUGUUGUUGUUUUUUUUAUGGUGUAUAUGUUGUAAUGGGUAUCAGGUCUCAAGGGGUAAUUAGUGGUCAUCAUCACCACUGUAUAUGGUAGCAACCUGUCUUUGUCUGAUCAGGUGUUCCACCCCGAAGGAAAAACAGUUUUUGACUGCUGAAGCAGCUUGUUACUGUGGGAGUUGCACAUAUUGUUGUUUUUUGACUAGUAUUGGAAACAUGUUCGAGUUCAAUGGACACUGACAAGUUUGUGAUGGAAAAUAAAUGGACAAAGUCUUCAACUAGCAA
Messenger RNA from Epinephelus lanceolatus (giant grouper), 2302 nucleotides. Its product is annotated as inosine-uridine preferring nucleoside hydrolase. The record is from RefSeq and is a predicted model, not a curated record. Gene Ontology annotation, molecular function: hydrolase activity, hydrolyzing N-glycosyl compounds. Lineage: Eukaryota; Metazoa; Chordata; Actinopteri; Perciformes; Serranidae.